Molecule: messenger RNA, 1228 nt
Organism: Venturia canescens
Lineage: Eukaryota; Metazoa; Arthropoda; Insecta; Hymenoptera; Ichneumonidae
Exons: 5
Coding region: 13-807 (264 amino acids)
Source: RefSeq, a predicted model, not a curated record
ACCUCUGGCAAGAUGAAGACUUUUUCUAUGAUCCUCCUUGGGUGCGUUUUCGUCGCAGCGUUGAACGCUCAUCCAAGCCCAGAGGCGAAGAAAAAGGAAAAACGUGGCGUUGCCCUGUUCGGCCCGGCGGGCUACGAUUUUUUUGGAGUUGUUCCAGCUUUCGGUGCCACAGCGUGGGCUCCUUCCAGUUUUGGUAAUCCUUCUUGGGCCCCCUCGCCACAAGGAGACUUGGCCCUUGGCCAGAUCGAACUUCAGGCCACCCACAAUGUCGCUCUUCAAGCACUUCAAGACCCUUAUCCCGGUACUCCGAGCAUCGCCUACCCUCCGGAUGUCAUUCGUGCCGUUCACCAAGCCAAGGAAGCCAACAACAACGUCGUGGCCGCCCAACAUCGCGUCGCCGAAGCCAAACAAGCUGCGAUUAUUCAGCAAAAAAUCGCACUCGCCAGAGAAGUUGCUGCACGCGAAGCUGCUCAACGAUCCGAAGAAAUUUCGGCUCAGGCCCAAGCAGAAGCAAGAGCGAGCGCCAAACAACUGGUUGCGCUCCAGCAGAGACUGGCCACUCUCAAGGAUUCAGUCGCUGCUGCACAGCGGGUUGCCGCAGCAAGGGAAGCAGCAGCUGCGGCUGCGAUCCAGAGAAACGCUUCCGCGACUGCGGCAGAGCUCAGGAAGCAAGAUGUCGACAAGCAAAUCAGUCAGAGCGAACGGGAAGCGAUGCACAAAGACGCAGUGGCAGCAAAAGAAAAUGCCAUAGCAAACGCCGUUCAGAACUCUGCAGCCCAGAAGCCCCCUCAUCAUCCCUGGGGAUGAUUCAAAUGAGUUUUUCUCUCAAAAAAUCAUCGUAUCAGAAGAUAUGAAAAAAUGAUCGUUCAGUAGCUUCGAACGUAGCCGAAGGUGGUGGCCUUUUUGCAGAGACAUUUUUAUAAUCCUGUACUGUAAUUUUUGUAUUAUUUUUUAACGUUGUUACGAAUAAAGUUUUCAUCGAGAACAAAUCAUGAAAACUUCGACUCGUUUUUUGUGGUGGUGGUGGUGACGAUGCAUCGAAUCAGAGAAGUCGAGGAUCAAAGGUUGAAGAAUUUUCAAGUCCACAGGUGAAAACUUUUGUCAACGAGUACGAAACGCACCCAGAAUAAUUCGCCACGUCAACGUCAAAAAAUUCAUUCGAAAUGUUGACGAUUCCAAGGAACGGAAAAAGGAAUAAUGAAAUGUAAAAAUAAAAUUGUAAAAAUGA